Messenger RNA from Coregonus sp. 'balchen', 16934 nucleotides. Lineage: Eukaryota; Metazoa; Chordata; Actinopteri; Salmoniformes; Salmonidae. The record is from the annotation of a GenBank genome assembly.
AUGGUCGUCAUGGUAUGGCUCCGUCACUCCAAGAAACUCCUCCGCUGCAGCAGCACUGCUACAGUAAACGUGAAAGGAAUUCUUAGACACAGUGCUAUAUGGGAUUUUCAAUGUGAGUGUGUGCAUCCGUGUGUGGUGUGAGUGUGAGUGUGUGUGUGUGUGUGUGUGUGUGUCCGUCUGUUUGUGUGAGUGUGUGUGUGUGUGUCGGUGUGUGUGUAGAGAUGUGGGUCAUGCUGUUCAGCUGGAAUAGCCUACAUAUGUGGAACAGGAAGAGAGGAGAUCCACACAGGAACAGCUUCUGGGGGAGGAAUGUAUUCUGUUCAAAACACUGUAGCUUGCGUCCCAAAUAGCACCCAGAGCCCUAUGGUCAAAAGUAGUGCACUAUAUAGGGAAUAGGGUGCCAUUUGGGACACGAUCGACAGGCAAUGUGUGCUAUAAUAACACAACCCAGCCUGUUGGAAACCCUCUCUGACACGUGCCCUAUGGCUUCUCUCUCACAGAUGAUAUCAAGUUUCAACAGCAUUUCAUAUCAAGUGUUUGUAAUGACUCUCUCUUUGUACUGGCUGGCCUUGACUGGUGCUUAGUUAGACUUACUACUGUGGUGCCGGGGCUUGAGUCUCAAGACAGAUACACCGCACAGGAUGCAUUAGUCUAAAUGAUGCAUGCGUUAGUGUAAGUGUUGUUCUGGGUUCAUUUCCACUUUGUCAGUACCCAGAUGAAAGUUGACUAGCUGAGAGAGAGAGAGGAAACCCCUACGUUCAGUUUGGUUCCUUCUUUUCCCUUUGAACAGCUAUGUCCAGUCUCUUUGAUUUGAUGUGUCAUAGACAUUUCAGCCAGGUGCUCUCCAGCUGAACAAAUACUAUUUCAAACUGAGUUUGUGUCCCAAAUGGCACCCUAUUCCCUACAUAGUGCACUACUUUUGACCAUAGCCCUAUGGGCCCUGGUCAAAAAGUAGUGCACUAUAUAGGGAACAGGGUGCCAUUUUGGAUGUAGCCCAGCUCUGUAGUCACGCACAGGUAGGCUGCCUGAAUGCCUGCCAUACAUCUUACCCAGGGUAUUGCUUCAAUGCUUUGUUCCUGAAAAGCUCUCUGGGUAAUUUCUGCAUCCAAGGUCCAAUGGUUAGGAGAUGUGUAGAGCAAGGCUGUGUCCCAAAUAGUACCCUAUUUCCUACAUAGUGCAGUACUUUUGACCAAGGUCCAUAGAGCUCUGGUAAAAAGUAGUGCACUAUAUAGGGAAUAGGGUGACAUUUGGGACGCAACCCCCCACAACUGAAAGGGACCCCACUCUGUGUAGGACUGGAUCAGCUAAAGGUGACAGGUAUUUGGUAUUUUGGUAUUUUAUUAGGAUCCCCAUUAGCUGUUGCAAAAGCAGCAGCUACUCUUCCUGGGGUCCACACAAAACAUGAAACAUGACAUAAUACAGAACAUUAACAGACAAGAACAGCUCAAGGACAGAACUACAUACAUUUUAAAACGUCACACGUAGUCUACAUAUCAGUAGAUACACACAAAAUAUCUAGGUCAAAUAGGGGAGAGGCGUUGUGCCGUGAGGUGUUGCUUUAUCUGUUUUUUUGAAACCAGGUUUGCUGUUCAUUUGAGCAAGAUGAGAUGGAACGGAGUUCCAUGCAAUCAUGGCUCUAUAUAAUACUGUAUGCUUUCUUGAAUUUGUUCUGCAUUUGGGUACUGUGAAAAGUGUGUGUGUGCAAACAAUUUGGAAUUUCCAACACAUUGUUUCUUAUAAAAAAAGAAGAAGUGAUGCAGUCAGUCUCUUCUCUACUUUUAGCCAGGAGAGACUGGCAUGCAUAGUAUUGAUAUUAGCCCUCUGAUUACAGUGAAGAGCAAGACGUGCCGCUCUGUUCUGGGCCAGCUGCAUCUUAACUAGGUCUUUCUUUGCAGCACCUGACCACAUGACUGGACAAUAAUCAAGAUAAGAUAAAACUAGAGCCUGCAGGACUUGCUUUGACAGGGACAAAUGAAAGCAUUAUAUUAUGUGACUAAUUGUUGGCUCUUACCUGGCCCAGUGUGUGUGUGUGUGUGUGUGUGUUAGGCCAUAGAUACUGCAGAGCAUUGUUGACUUUGCAGUUUUUCACAUCUUGCACUGUCAGAAGAAAUCAGUUCAUCUGCUGAAUGGAUUCAGUGGCGUGAAAGGUUUCAGCCCAAUAUGGCACCCUAUUCCCUAUAUAGUGCACUACUUUUGACCGGGGCUCUAGUCCAAAGUAGUGUACUAUAUAAGGAAUAAGGGUGCCAGUUUGUGACAUACACAAGUUGUGAAAACAGUUAUGAUGUUCUUCCCUCUCUGAGACCUUGGCGUUGCUACAGUAAGCCCACAUUGCUAACCCCUGUCUGUCCCGCUUCCUUUUUCAGGACGACAGCGAUGGGAUCCCAUGGUUAGAGGAGCGCGAGGUGAGGAAGGUGCUUUACCUUUCCCUGAAGGAGUUUAAGAACACCCAGAGGAACAAGGUGACAGAUGGCCUCGGCACAGGAAAUAUCAAUGGUGAGUCUCUCGCCUGGAGCUCUGAUCGUCACAAUGGUCACAUACCAAAUGGCACCCUAUUCCCUAUAUAGUGCACUACUUUUGACCAGAGCCCUAUGGGAGAAAAGGGUGCCAUUUGGGAGGAAGCCUUUGUCAUUGGGCCUUCAACAAUAGCCUGCAGUACCUUAGAAAUGACAAUUGUGUUGACUGUUUCUCUUUCUAACACAUCCACAGCAUACUUGUUACUAAAUGGUUCUCCAGCACAGUUAGUUUCUUUAGCCUCAUAAAACCAGCCAGACCUGUUUCACUUAACGAAAUGUGAGCGCAGCGGGUAGUCUGGUUCCAUGAGGAUAGAAGAAGUGAGAAAGAAUAGGCUAAUUUUGGUAUUCACAAAUACAUGUUUACCUCCUUGUGAAAUUGCCUCCUGUUCAUAUAGUACCAAUAUUAUAAUUUUCCAACCUGGCCUAUCCAGGUAAACACCACAGGAACCUGGGCUAUCCAGGUAACACCACAGGAACCUGGCCUAUCCAGGUAAACACCACAAGACCUGGCCUAUCUGGGUAAACCCCACAGGACCUGGCCUAUCCGGUAAACACCACAGGACCUGGCCUAUCCAGGUAAACACCAGAGGACCUGGCCUAUCCAUGUAAAACACCACAAGACCUGGCCUAUCCAGGUAAACAACCACAGGACCCUGGCCUAUCCAGGUCAAACACCCACAGGACCUUGGCCUAUCCAGGUAAACACCACAGGACCUGGCCUAUCCAGGUAAAACACCAGAGGACCUGGCCUAUCCAAGUAAAACACCACAGGACCUGGCCUAUCCAGGUAAACACCACAGGACCUGGCCUAUCCGGGUAAACACCACAGGAAACCCGGCCUAUCCGGGGAAACACCAGAGGGCCGGCCUAUCCAAAUAAACACCCCCAGGGGCCUGGCCUUUUGGGAAACACCAAAGGGCCUGGCCUUUUCCAGGUAAAACCCCAAAGAGACCUUUGGCCCCCUCCAAAUAAACACCCCCGGACCUGGCCUUUUCCGGGAAAACCCCCGACCUGGCCUACCAAGUAAAAAACCAAAAGGGGCCUGGCCUAUCCAAAAUAAACACCCAAACCGGACCGGGGCCUUUUCCAGGGAAACCUCAGGGCCUUGCCUAUCCAAAUUUAAAAAAACCCGAGGCCUGGGCCCAUCCCGGGGAAAAAAACCCCAGGACCCCGGGUACCCCGGUAAACACCCCCAAACCUGGCCUACCGGGAAAAAACCACCGGGCCUGGCCCCUCCGGGUAAACACCAAAAGGAAACCCGGGGCCCAUCCAGGUUUAAAAACCCGAGGGCCUGGCCUAUCCAGGUAAAAACCCCCAAAGACCUGGCCUAUUUCCCGGUUUAAAAACCACGGACCGGCCUUCCCGGGGAAACCCACCAAAAAACCCCCGGCCUAUCCAGGUAAAAACCCACAGGACCGGCCCCAUCCAGGUAAACCCAGAGGGCCUGGCCCCUUUCCAAGUUUAAAAACCACAGGACCUGGCCUUCCAGGGGAAACACCACAGGCCCAAACCGGGUAAAAACCAAGGAUCUGGCCCCAUCCGGGUAAAAACCAAGGCCGGGGCCCAUCCAAAUAAAAACCACAGGACCUGGCCUUUGGGUAAACCCCCAAAGGACCGGCCUAUCCCGGUAAACACCACAGACUGGCCCCAUCCGUAAAAAACCACAGGACCUGGCCUAUCCCGGUAAACACCACAGGGGGCCCGGGCCCAUUUCCCAAAUAAAACCAGAGGACCUGGCCUAUCCAAAAUAAAAAAACCAAAAGGGGGCCCCCUUUCCCAUCCCGGUAAAAAACCUCAGGACCUUGGGGUUUUCCCCCCUAAAAAACCAAGGACCUUGGGCCUUUUCCAGGGAAAAAAACCACAGGACCCGGCUAUCCAGGUAAAAACCAGAGGACCCGGCCCCUUUCCCGGGAAACACCAGAGGGCCUGGCCUACCAGGUAAAAAACCACAGGGCCUGGCCCCAUCCAAGUAAAAAAAAGAGGGCCUGGCCUAUCCAGAAAAAAACCCGAGGGCCCGCCAUCCCGGGGAAACACCAAAAGGAAAACCCGGCCUUCCAGGUAAACACCGAGGACCUUGGCCCCACCAGGUAAACACCACAGGAAACCCGGCCUACCAGGUAAACCCACAAAACCGGCCUAUCCCGGGAAAAAACCACAGGGGCCUGGCCCAAACCGGGAAAAAACCAAGGACCCCGGCCUUCCAGGGGAAAAAAAAAGAGGAAACCCGGGCCCAUUUUCCAAAAAAAAAAACACCAAGGGCCUGGGCCCACCAGGUAAACAAACCCCCGGGGGUCUGGCCUAUCCAGGUAAAAAAACCAGAGGAACCGGGCCCCUUUAAAGGAAACACCACAGCACCUGGCCUAUCCAGGGGGGAAACACCAAGGGGGCCUGGCCUACCAGAAAAAAACCCAAGGGCCGGCCUAUCCCGGUAAACAAACCAGAAAGGGCCGGGGCCCAUUCCCGGGAAACACCACAGGAACCCGGCCUAUCCAGGGGGAAACCCCCACAGGGCCGGGGCCCAAACCAAGUAAAAAACCAAAGGGGCCUGGCCCUUUUCCAAUAAACCCCCAAAAAAGGAAAUUUCCCAUCCCGGGAAACACCACAGGACCGGCUAUCCAGGUAAACACCACAGGACCUGGCCUAUCCAGGGAAACACCACAGGACCUGGCCUAUCCAGGUAAACACCAGAGGACCUGGCCUAUCCAGGUAAACACCACAGGACCUGGCCUAUCCAGGUAAACACCACAGGACCUGGCCUAUCAGGUAAACACCACAGGACCUGGCCUAUCCAGGUAAACACCACAGGACUGGCCUAUCAGGUAAACACCACAGGACAUGGCCUAUCCAGACAAACACCAGAGAUGGAUGGAUAUAGAGUAUUCUGAGCAGGCAGGAGAAAGGCUUUAGACUGUUUUAUGCGAAAGCAAAGAUGAAAGGAUUCAGUCUUUCUAACACACCUACACAUUCAGAGUCAGACAGGCUGUAAAGCCAUUCAGUCAGACAGGCUGUAAAGCCAUUCAGAGUCAGACAGGCUGUAAAGCCAUUCAGAGUCAGACAGGCUGUAAAGCCAUUCAGAGUCAGACAGGCUGUAAAGCCAUUCAGAGUCAGACAGGCUGUAAAGCCAUUCAGAGUCAGACAGGCUGUAAACACUUAGGAUGCAUCUCAAAUGGAACCCUAUUCCCCAUAUGUAGUGCACUACUUUUGACCACGACCCGUAGAGUUGGUGGUUCACUAUAAAAGGAAUAGGGUACCAUUUGGGAUGCACACCUAGACACAAACUAACGGUAGAAAAGCAUCAUGCUAUUCAGACAGACAAGCUCUGAAGACAAGAUACACUCAUCUGGGAAUAACACAAAUGGAGCAGGAAGUGAAUGCUGCAUACACAAUUAGAUGCUUCCAGUUUGGCUUCUCUUCUCUGUGUUUACCCACAAUAACAUCUCUUCUCUGGCCGUUUACCCACAGUGACAUCUCUUCUCUGGCCAUUUACCCACAAUAACAUCUCUUCUCUGGCUGUUUACCCACAGUGACAUCUCUUCUCUGGCCGUUUACCCACAGUAACAUCUCUUCUCUGGCUGUUUACCCACAGUAACAUCUCUUCUCUGGCCGUUUACCCACAGUAACAUCUCUUCUCUGUCUGUUUACCCACAGUAACAGCUCUUCUCUGGCUGUUUACCCACAGUAACAUCUCUUCUCUGUCUGUUUACCCACAGUAACAUCUCUUCUCUGGCUGUUUACCCACAGUAACAGCUCUUCUCUGGCCGUUUACCCACAAUAACAUCUCUUCUCUGGCUGUUUACCCACAGUGACAUCUCUUCUCUGGCCGUUUACCCACAGUGACAUCUCUUCUCUGGCCGUUUACCCACAGUGACAUCUCUCUCUGGCUGUUUAACCCACAGUAACAUCUCUUCUCUGGCUGUUUUACCCACAGUAACAGCUCUUCUCUGGCUGUUUACCCACAGUAACAUCUCUUCUCUGGCCGUUUACCCACAGUAACAUCUCUUCUCUGGCCGUUUACCCACAGUAACAUCUCUUCUCUGGCCGUUUUACCCCACAGUAACAUCUCUUCUCUUGGCCGUUUACCCACAGUAACAUCUCUUCUCUGGCCGUUUACCACAGUAACAUCUCUUCUCUGGCCGUUUACCCACAGUAACAUCUAUUCUCUGGCCGUUUACCCACAGUAACAUCUCUUCUCUGGCCGUUUACCCACAGUAACAUCUCUUCUCUGGCCGUUUACCCCACAGUAACAUCUCUUCUCUGGCCGUUUACCCACAGUAACAUCUCUCUUGGCCGUUUACCCCACAGUAACAUCUAUUCUCUGGCCGUUUACCCACAGUAACAUCUCUUCUCUGGCCGUUUACCCACAGUAACAUCUCUUCUCUGGCCGUUUACCCACAGUAACAUCUCUUCUCUGGCCGUUUACCCACAGUAACAUCUCUUCUCCUGGCCGUUUACCCACGUAACAUCUCUUCUCUGGCCGUUUACCCACAGUAACAUCUCUUCUCUGGGCCGUUUACCCACAGUAACAUCUAUUCUCUGGCCGUUUACCCACAGUAACAUCUCUUCUCUGGCCGUUUACCCACAGUAACAUCUCUUCUCUGGCCGUUUACCCACAGUAACAUCUCUUCUCUGGCCGUUUACCCACAGUAACAUCUCUUCUCUGGCCGUUUACCCACAGUAACAUCUCUUCUCUGGCCGUUUACCCACAGUAACAUCUAUUCUCUGGCCGUUUACCCACAGUGACAUCUAUUCUCUGGCCGUUUACCCACAGUAACAUCUAUUCUCUGGCCGUUUACCCACAGUGAUAAGAUGGGAGGGAAUUCCUAUUUUCCCUGCCUGCGUUCCAAAUGGCACCAUUUUCCCUAUUUAGGCCCUUUUCCCUAUGGGCCCUGGUCAAAAGUAGUGCACUACGUAGGGAAUAGGGUGCCAUUUGGAACGCAUCCCUCUUUUCCCUUUGUUCACUUUCUGUUCAGACUCUGUUCUGACAUUUGUGACUGAUUGGCAUUUGAGUCAGGAUAUGAAGUGCUGUGCUCAACUCAGCCUAGCCACGAUGCCACUCCAGGCCACUUCUGAACCUCAGCAGGAAUCUCCCUGUGCAAGGAAGAGGAGGAGGCUAUUAUUAUCUCUGGGUGUAACACCGCUAAGAGCCAACGCACAGCAUUCCUGCACAGAAAAUAUCAUAUUUUCACACAAAUAUCUAAUAUCUAAAAUAUGUUUUUUGAAUUCUCAAAAAGUGCUAAUGUUUCAGAUUAAUUCUCAAGGCAGACUAAUUUAGAUUAGAUUUCUGUGUUAUCACUUUUCCUCCUUUUCCCCAUUCCUAUGUGCACUAUUCAUUUGCACUCAUCCACUCAUCUACUUGUACUCUUCUACCCGGCACAGCCAGAAAAGGACUCGCCACCCCUCAGAGCCUGGUUCCUCUCUAGGUUUCUUCCUAGGUUCCUGCCUUUCUAGGGAGUUUUUCCUAGCCACCGUGCUUCUACAUCUGCAUUGCUUGCAGUUUGGGGUUUUAGGUUGGGUUUCUGUAUAGCAUUUUGUAACAUCUGCUAAUGUAAAAAGGACUUUAUAAAUACAUUUCAUUGAUUGAUUGAUCAUGCCAAUCAUUUGUACAGCUUGAACCCUCAACCACACACACACACAGAGAGAGAGAGAGACACACACACACAGAGACACACACACACACACACACACACACACACACACACACACACACACACACACACACAUGCACACACAUGCACACACACAUGCAGAGAGAGACACACACACACACGCAUAGAGAGACACAUGCACACACACGCAGUCGCGCGCAAACACACAAACAUACACAGGCACGUGCACACACACACGCACGCACACACAGGCAUACACGCACAUGCACCCCCACACACACCAACACGCACACACACACAGACAGACAGAGUGAGUCUGAUUGUCACUCUUACGGUAUUAAAGCGCUCUAACAUUCAGCUCAGUAUCCCUCAGUUCAUUAUCAAUGGGACCGUAGGCAAAUCACCAACUGUACCUGGUGUUCUGUUACAGGAAGGAGCCAUUCCCUGACAAAUGGCACCCUAUUCCCUAUAUAGUGCAUUACUUUUUAUCAGAGAGAUAUUGGCCCUGGUCAAAGUAGUGCACUAAAUAGGGAAUAGGGUGUCAUUUGGGACGCAGACACUGUGAGCAGACCCAAGUACAGCAACACUGAAGGAUGACUUCUGUUUCUGUGUUCGCUGCAUGUAUUUAUGUCCUCAACAACUUAGAACAAUGAUGAACAAUGAUGAACAGUGAUUAAUUACUUAGAACAAUGAUGAACAAUGAUGAACAAUGAUGAAUUACUUAGAACAAUGGUGAACAAUGAUGAAUUACUUAGAACAAUGGUGAACAAUGAUGAACAGUGAUUAAUUACUUAGAACAAUGGUGAACAAUGACAGGGCUUUUGGUUUUGUUCAACCUGGAUAGUUUGCUGGCUGUAGCCAGUGUUAUUACAGUAGUAAAUGCAUCAGCCAAGUAUAGCAAACCAGUGCUUAAAAAGUAUAUCAGAUUUGAAAUGUUUAAUUGGUAUUGGUACUGAUAAAAAGAUGGUAAACAAUAAUCACAUUCAGUAACACCAUCGGUCUGUUUAGAAUGAACAGAAACACAAUUAGGAAUGGUGAAAGGCUGUUUUCUUGCCAAGCCAGAUUGCUUGCUGGUUUGGGAUCAUUUAUUAUGACUGCUUUUGCGUCUUGAGAUGUAACUGCAUGGUUAAAAAGUGAAAUUGCCAUAUGCAACAUGGGAUUGAAUCCCACUCCUGACAGUUUCCUACUUUCUCUUUAAAAAAAAUAGUUUAAUGGAUUCUGUCAGUUAGUGUCAGUUAUUUUGAUUCUGUCAGUUAGUGUCAGUUAGUUUGAUUCUGUCAGUUAGUGUCAGUUAAUUUGAUUAUGUCAGUUAGUGUCAGUUAAUUUGAUUCUGUCAGUUAGUGUCAGUUAAUUUGAUUCUGUCAGUUAGUGUCAGUUAGUUUGAUUCUGUCAGUUAGUGUCAGUUAGUUUGAUUCUGUCAGUUAGUGUCAGUUAGUUUGAUUCUGUCAGUUAGAGUUGAUUGUAAUUGAUGUCCCUCUCCCUGACCAACAGGCUCUUUCCCACACAGCCUUGGCUGCCGAUCAGGACCAAAGGCAGGGCUACUGGCAGUCAACGGUAAAGCUGAGUGCUCACGCUGUUCGUCUCAAAGCAACGAUGGCAGCAGCGAGUAUUCAGGGGACGAUCCAGUCAGAAAGAGGUGACCCCUCCCUGUAUUACAAUGUGGUUAUACUGUGUUAAAGGGUUAUUAAUCUGGGAUUGGAACAUACAUUUUUGGACUUUUACAUUAAUGAUAUAUAUUCAUUGAUUCUUGAAUAAUAUAAGUUAUAAAUGCCUCAUGAGUUUAGUUCAACGGUCUUACCCUAUCAGAACCCAACAUAAAAGCUUUUUUUACUCAGUACAGCAAUAUGUUAUAGUGUUGUGAUCUGAGUGUCUAUGAGGACAGGAGGUUUGGACUGUUGUGGUCCUGGCACUGUGUUGCUGUUUGGACCAGGGAUGGGCUGGUAAGAAGGGACGUUGUGUAGUCUACUGUCCUCCUGCUGUUGUCACGGUUUCGGCCGAGGCUGCUCCUCUUCCUUGUUCGGGCGGACUUCGGCGGUCGUCGUCUCCGGAGUACUAGCUGCCACCGUUCUAUGUUUCUUGUUCUUUUGGUUUUGCCUGUUCUUAACACCUGUCCCUUAUUUGUGUCUUGAUUGUUCCCCUUAUUUAGUUUGUUGGUUUGGGUCAGGUGUUAUGCGUAAUUGUUGUUGUCAGCCUGCCUCAUCGAGUUUGUUCUCUCGUUGUGUUAUUUCGAGAGCUCGCACUGUGUGCGCUUUUCCUUAUUUUUCUCGCACUGUGUAUUUUCGUGCGUAAUUGUUCGCGCCACCCGGUUGGGUUGGCGACGUAUUCUGUUGUUUGGACUAAGUAAAGUUCUGUUGACGUCCUCCUGGUUUCCUGCGCCUGAUUCCUAUCAUCCACCUACACCACUCUGACAGAAUUACGCAUCCAAAUGGAAUCAGCAGGAGCGACCGCGCCGACCGCCGAUAUGGACGAACGUCUUCGUGGUCAGGAGGACCGAAUGAACCAGGUCUGUCACGCCCUGGAGAGGGUGAUGAACACUCUACACCGAUGGGAGACCAGCGAGGUGCCCGCACCUCCAACCACCGACCCAGCUCCAGCGGUCAGCCCUCCGGUUUCAUCUCCGGAACCCAGUGGGAUUCGGCUCUCGCUCCCGAGGGCGUACGACGGCUCCACCGCCGGGUGUCAAGGGUUCCUGCUGCAGGUGGAGCUCUACCUCGCCACCGUACACCCGGCGCCCUCGGGACACGAGAGCGUCUCAGCCCUCAUCUCCUGUCUCACCGGCAAGGCGUUGGAGUGGGCCAACGCCGAGUGGAGGAGAAUGGACGCCGCAACCACGAACUAUGCGGAGUUCUCCCGCCGCUUCCGUGCGGUAUUCGACCAUCCACCAGAAGGGAAGGCGGCGGGGGAACGUCUGUUCUACCUCCGACAGGGGAUGAGGAGCGCACAGGACUUUGCCUUAGAGUUCCGGACCCUAGCGGCUGAUGCAGGGUGGAAUGAGCGGGCCCAUAUUGACCAUUUCCGCUGCAGCCUCCGAGAGGACGUCCAGCGAGAGUUGGCGUGCAGGGACACGUCGUUAACUUUCGACCAACUGGUCGACAUGGCCAUCCGGCUGGAUACCCUGCUCGCCACCCGUGGGCGUCCCGGAGGGGGGGGUUCGCCCAUUCCACUCUCCAGCGCCUCCGAGCCGAGUCCUAUGGAGCUCGGGGGUGCUGGCGCUAGGGAAAGGAGGAGGAGGAGCCCACGGGGACCCGGCCCUUGCACCAACUGUGGUCGUGGAGGGCACACUGCGGCUAGGUGCUGGGGCGGGUCCUCCAGGGGAGGAGAUGGCAGGUCUAGCAUUGGGGGGGUCCCCCCAGGUGAGUAGGCGCCCUGCUUACCCAGAGCUUUCUGUCGUGCACCUAACCUUGCCUGUUUGUUUCCCACAGGUUGCACCUCGUUCCCAGCAUAAGGCGCUGGUAGAUUCAGGCGCAGCUGGGAAUUUUAUAGAUCGCCAGUUCUGUUUAGAGUUAGGGAUUCCCCUUCUUCCAGUGGAUAAGCCUUUCCCCGUCCAUGCCCUAGAUAGCCGUCCGUUAGGGUCUGGGUUGAUUAGGGAGGUCACAGCACCACUUCAGAUGAUGGCGCAGGAGGGUCAUGAGGAGAGAAUCCAGCUUUAUCUGAUUGACUCUCCUGCGUAUCCGGUGGUGCUGGGUCUUCCCUGGUUGAUGACUCAUGACCCUAUUAUUGGGUGGCGAGAGAAAGCUCUUAAAGGGUGGUCUGCUCAAUGUGAGGGGCGGUGUCUGGGUGUUUCCAUAGGGGCGACCUCGGUGGAGAGUCCGAAUCUAAUGCCAGCACUGCAGAUUCCCCCCGAGUAUGAGGAUUUGGCAUUGGCGUUCAGUAAGACUAGGGCUGCGCAGCUGCCGCCUCAUAGACGGGGGGAUUGUGCGAUAGAUCUCCAGUCAGGCGCAGCUCUCCCGCGGAGCCAUGUGUAUCCCUUGUCUCAAGAGGAGAAGAAAUCUAUGGAGACAUACAUCUCUGAGUCUCUUAGACAGGGAUACAUACGGCCCUCCGUUUCACCCGUUUCCUCAAGUUUCUUUUUUGUGAAGAAGAAGGAUGGAGGUCUGCGGCCGUGUAUUGAUUACCGCGGUCUCAAUCAGAUCACAGUGAAGUACAGCUAUCCACUUCCUCUGAUUGCGACUAUGACGGAGUCACUGCACGGUGCGCAGUUCUUUACAAAAUUGGAUCUUAGGAGCGCAUAUAACUUGGUGCGCAUCCGUAAGGGCGAUGAAUGGAAGACAGCGUUUAGCACGACUUCCGGGCACUACGAGUAUCUAGUCAUGCCAUAUGGGUUGAUGAAUGCUCCCUCAGUCUUCCAAUCCUUCGUUGAUGAGAUUUUCCGGGACAUGCAGGGACAGGGAGUGGUUGUGUACAUCGACGACAUUCUGGUGUAUAGUCCUACCCGUGCUGAGCAUGUAGCCCUGGUGCGCCGAGUAUUGCGGAGGCUGUUGGAGCAUGACCUAUAUGUCAAGGCAGAGAAAUGUCUGUUUUUUCAGAAGUCGGUCUCCUUUCUGGGUUACCAGUUAUCUGCGUCAGGAGUGAAGAUGGAGGUAGACCGGGUGUCAGCUGUGCGUAAUUGGCAGACCCCAACCACUGUGAAGGAGGUGCAACGGUUCUUGGGUUUUGCGAAUUACUACCGGAGGUUUAUCCGGGGUUUUGGACAGGUGGCAGCUCCCAUAACGUCUCUGUUAAAGGGGGGUCCGGUGCGCUUGCGGUGGUCAGCUGAGGCGGACAGGGCAUUUGGGAGACUGAAGGACCUGUUUACCUCGGCGCCGGUGUUGGCGCAUCCGGAUCCCUCUUUACCGUUCCAAGUAGAGGUGGACGCGUCAGAGGCCGGGAUAGGGGCCGUUCUUUCCCAGCGUUCUGGUACUCCACCUAAACUCCGUCCCUGUGCGUUCUACUCUAAGAAGCUCAGUCCGGCGGAGCGGAAUUAUGACGUAGGAGACAGGGAGCUGUUAGCCGUGGUACAGGCCCUAAAGGUGUGGCGGCAUUGGCUCGAGGGGGCUCAACACCCUUUCCUCAUUCAAACUGACCAUCGUAACCUGGAGUACAUCCGGGCAGCUAGGAGACUGAAUCCUCGCCAGGCUCGUUGGACUAUGUUCCUGGCCCGGUUUGUGUUUAAGAUCACAUACAUCCCGGGUUCCCAGAACGGGAAGGCAGAUGCUCUGUCCCGGCGGUAUGACGCAGAGGAGAGGUCAGUUGAGUCCACGCCCAUACUACCGGAGUCUUGUCUGGUUGCUCCGGUGGUGUGGGAGGUUGAUGGUGAGAUCGAGCGGGCGUUACGCACCGACCCGAGUCCUCCUCAGUGUCCUGUGGGUCGGACGUACGUUCCGCUCGAGAUACGCGAUCGCCUCAUUUGUUGGGCUCAUACGUCCCCCUCCUCUGGCCAUCCGGGUAUCGGCCGGACAGUGCACUGCCUUAGCACGAAGUACUGGUGGCCAACGUUAGCUAGGGAUGUGAGGAUUUAUGUCUCCUCCUGUUCGGUGUGUGCCCAGUGUAAGGCGCCCAGACAUUUGCCCAGGGGUAAGUUACAACCCCUGCCUAUUCCACAACGACCCUGGUCCCACCUCUCGGUGGAUUUUGUUACCGACCUUCCCCCCUCACAGGGGAAUACUACCAUCCUGGUCGUUGUGGAUAGGUUCUCGAAGGCCUGUCGUCUCCUUCCCAUGCCGGGUCUACCCACUGCCCUACAGACCGCUGAGGCUCUGUUCACCCAUGUCUUCCGGCAUUACGGGGUACCCGAGGAUAUAGUGUCUGACCGAGGCCCCCAGUUCACCUCUAGAGUGUGGAGGGCAUUUAUGGAACGGUUGGGGGUGUCGGUAAGCCUUACCUCGGGUUACCACCCGGAGAGUAAUGGGCAGGUUGAACGUGUCAACCAGGAUGUGGGUAGGUUUCUGAGGUCAUACUGUCAGGGCCGGCCGGAGGAGUGGGCGAGAUAUGUGCCCUGGGCCGAGAUGGCACAGAACUCUCUUCGCCACUCCUCCACCCAACUAACCCCGUUUCAGUGUGUGUUGGGGUACCAGCCGGUGCUGGCACCAUGGCAUGAGAGCCAGAUCGAGGCCCCCGCUGUGGAUGAGUGGGUAAGGCGCUCGGAGGAGACGUGGGACGCUGCACACGUCCAUCUGCAGCGUGCCAUACGUCGACAGAAGACGAGCGCCGACCUACACCGCAGUGAGGGGCCAGUGUACGUACCUGGAGAUCGAGUCUGGCUCUCAACCAGAAACCUGCCCCUCCGCCUGCCCUGCCGGAAGCUGGGUCGGCGGUUUGUGGGGCCGUUUAAAGUCCUGAGGAGAUUGAACGAGGUGAGUUAUAGGUUAGAACUACCUGUUGACUACAAGAAUAUUAACCCCUCGUUCCAUGUGUCUCUCCUCAGGCCGGUGGUAGCUGGUCCACUCCAGGACUUUGAGAUUGAGGAGACUCCUCCGCCCCCGUUGGACAUCGAGGGGGCUCCGGCGUACACCGUGAGGUCCAUCCUGGAUUCUAGACGCCGGAUGGGGGGUCUUCAAUAUCUCGUGGAGUGGGAGGGGUACGGUCCGGAGGAGCGGUGCUGGGUGCCAAGGAGGGACGUGUUAGACCAGUCCCUACUGACCGAUUUCCAUCGGGGUCAUCCUGCGCGCCCUGCUCCGCGUCGUCCGGGUCGUCCUCGAGCUCCGGGUCGGCGCACGGCUGGAGCCGCGCGUCAAGGGGGGGGUACUGUCACGGUUUCGGCCGAGGCUGCUCCUCUUCCUUGUUCGGGCGGACUUCGGCGGUCGUCGUCUCCGGAGUACUAGCUGCCACCGUUCUAUGUUUCUUGUUCUUUUGGUUUUGCCUGUUCUUAACACCUGUCCCUUAUUUGUGUCUUGAUUGUUCCCCUUAUUUAGUUUGUUGGUUUGGGUCAGGUGUUAUGCGUAAUUGUUGUUGUCAGCCUGCCUCAUCGAGUUUGUUCUCUCGUUGUGUUAUUUCGAGAGCUCGCACUGUGUGCGCUUUUCCUUAUUUUUCUCGCACUGUGUAUUUUCGUGCGUAAUUGUUCGCGCCACCCGGUUGGGUUGGCGACGUAUUCUGUUGUUUGGACUAAGUAAAGUUCUGUUGACGUCCUCCUGGUUUCCUGCGCCUGAUUCCUAUCAUCCACCUACACCACUCUGACAGCUGUCCACCGGCUGUCUCCUAUUGGCAGACAAUCAGACCGAUCUGUGUGACAGCCAGCUAUUCUGUUGCUUCAUUCUGUCAAGCCUAGAUCUAAUUAAAAAUCAACCAAUGUUUUUACAACAGUUUUUAUCAUAUUAAAACAAUCAAAAAGAACAGGCAGGGUUUGUGACAGUCUGUGUUUCUGUAACAGGCAGUGUUUCUGUGGUCCUGAAAGCAAAGCCCACCAAAAGACAAUGUGCGUUCCAAAUGGCACCCUAUUGCCUGCAUAGUGCACUACUUUUGACCAGAGCUCUGGGGGUAGUAUUGACCUAAUUUAGUCAUGAGGGAGAUGCUGAGAUCACACUUAGAGAUAGAGCUUAUCAACUGAAGAGAGAGAGAGAGCUUAUCAACUGAAGAGAGAGAGGGAGCUUAUCAACUAAAGAGAGAGAGAGCUUAUCAACUGAAGAGAGAGAGGGAGCGUAUCAACUGAAGAGAGAGAGAGAGACCUUAUCAACUGAAGAGAGAGAGGGAGCUUAUCAACUGAAGAGAGAGAGAGAGACCUUAUCAACUGAAGAGAGAGAGGGAGCUUAUCAACUGAAGAGAGAGAGAGAGCGUAUCAACUGAAGAGAGAGAGGGAGCUUAUCAACUGAAGGCAGGGAUAUUCUAAUUACUUCCAUUUAUUGCCCCAAUGAAUCAAUUGGUUCUUCAGCGUAAUAUUGAUAUCUGUCUCAUCUCUUCUUAAUCUGAGUCCCUAUUCUGACACCAUAUUCCCUAUUCAGUGCACUGGUUUAUGACCAGGGCCCAUAGAAUGUAUAUGUACAAAUGUCUCUCCUCUCCCUUGCUAGACCGCGGCUGCAGGCUCAGAGGAAGUUUGCCCAGUCUCAGCCCAGCUCCCCCAUUGCCACACCAGUCAAGCUGUCUGAGACCCUACUGCCCCCCAGCCCCACCUCCCCCCUCAGCGACCUCACCAGACGCAAGCCCAAGACCGAGGACUUCCUCACCUUCCUCUGUUUACGAGGUGAGUGGCCUGCAACCUUUAGUUUUUAUUGAACUUUGAUUUAUCCAGGAAGUCCCAUAGAGGUCAGAAUACCUCUUUUACAAGGGAGACCUAUCACAAUAUAAUCGGCUUCUGUGUACUUUCAUGUCCAAUCCCAUUUUACAAGGGAGACCUACCACAAUAUAAUGGGGUUCUGUGUACUUUCAUGUCCAAUCCCAUUUUACACAAAUGAACACAUAUGUAUUGCAAAGUUCAGUUAUGUGUUGAAGUGCUGUGUGUGUGUUCCCUCAUGCACUGCUGUGACGUGGAUGGCACACGUGUUCAACAGUUUUAGUCGUGGGGCUGACUUGGCAACCUGUCGUAGAAGCUUAUUGGUUGAAUGCGAACGGAACACAUGAGCUCACAAGGAAGUAAAGCGUCAAUGUCAUAAGCUAACGCAUUAAGUAGUGCACUAAUUAGGGAAUAGGGUGCCACAUGGGACACAGGUUGGGUUUUAUGAUUGUGUCCCCUUUAAGUGGCCAGUAACUGGGCUUAGUAUUUAGAGUGUCUGGCCUGGCUCCAGUCCUAGUGUGGAUCUGAAUUACAGUCCAUUAUACUGUGGGUUGGCUUCCUCCUAACCUCAACCUCAACCUCAACCACAAAUCUCUUUUCCCCCUGACAGCUUCCGGUCCCAGACAGGCCUGA